This is a messenger RNA of Penicillium canescens, 4891 nucleotides long. RefSeq names its product MYB and HSA domain protein (gene eaf1). The record is from RefSeq and is a predicted model, not a curated record. The transcript is spliced from 6 exons. The coding region runs from base 251 to 4411 and encodes 1386 amino acids. Lineage: Eukaryota; Fungi; Ascomycota; Eurotiomycetes; Eurotiales; Aspergillaceae.
CCCGUGUAAUUUUUGUGAGGGAGCGAGUACUGUACCCAAACCACCCACCCGUCCUUUUUCCCAAACAUUUUUUCCAUACCGUAACCUCAUUUUCACCCCCUUCAAAAGAAGACUCUGCUCUCCAUCACUUCACUCCCUCUCUCCAUCAUUUUUAUCUUGUCCGAGCGAUUUUUUCCAUCUGGAUGACCUCGCUCAAUCCGUUCCCCUUGUUCCCGCGUUAAUCGGAUGCUGUGUUCCCAAGCUAGACUCCAUGCUCCGCGACGAGCUCCUUCGGUCUAAAAACGAUGAGAUCGCGCUCGAAAAUGAACCUUUUACUGACUUGGUGGCUAGAAACUGUUUGUCGCGCCGAAAGCGCAAGCUCAGCGCAUUGUAUCUAGCCACGGUCGGGUUUGGCGCGACCGAGGACUCGCAUUACCAGCAAAAGGAACGAGCAUUUCUCGACGCCAACGACCUCUCCAAAGGUCGAUACUUCGAUGAAGCUACGCUUCCACUGCCUGCCCAUGCGCAUGCGCGUUCUCCAACCAGAAGCUCAGUCUCCCCGACAACAGCUUCUGGUACCAAGACCAAACCUAUUACCGAAAUUACUCCCCCAUCAACCUUCGACGGCGGUGUCCCGCAAGUGACCGAACCGAUCCAAAGCGAAACACCCGCACCGGCGCAUCCUGGAACUGCAGCUCCCAAUGUCGCGCCUACUACAGGAGACACAGAUGGAGCACGUCGGCCAUCUGUGCCAACCAUCUACAAACCGCCAAAGGAUCUCGAACUGCUACCGACGACUGCGCCAGCCCCCCAAUUCUCGCGCGAUCAGAAAGGCAGCGCACCAGCCUUCGAUGCCAAUCAAGAUGGAAACGAAGCCAAGGUCUCUCGCACAAAGAUUGCUGCAACAGGUGCUCCCUCACUGGAGAUCCCCUCCGACACCCACCGAAGGAAAGAGGCACGGCCGUCUCUGACUCUAGGGCCCUCUAAUACCGAACAACCUCUUUCACCCGCCUCCUCUAUCGACCCUUACUCUAAUAAUACACCCGUACCGGCCGCCGCAUCACCCGACACAAGCCCUGCAGAAGAAGUGGCCGAGGAUGCUGAAACAAUCAGUCGUCCACACAAACAUGACCGAUCACGAUUAAGCUUGGUCCCGUCAACACCCGAUGAGCAAUUGCGCCUCGAACAAGCCAGCUCGAUACAAGAGAGGCCCGCAGAUGUCAAUGCCGGUCUGCCUUCCUCGAACGAGGUAAUCAAGGAGAGCGCAGGAGCUGAAGACGCGCAAGAUGAAAUGGAUAUCGACCAAGCCGCUCCCGAGUCUGAAGUGAAGCUCCCAGCAUCAAAAUCUGUGUCGCCAUCCACAAUGGACGUUACUGCUGAUUCUGUUACACCUGUCAAGAAACCGUCAUUGUCUAUCCCUCCUUCUCAGCCUGGAUCGUCACAACCAGAGCGCAUGACUACCCGAGUUUCGUCGGGAGCUAUCCGACAUAAGUCUGUUUCUGAGAUUCUCGGAGAGACUCCGCGGAGUCACCAUGAGAGAGUCCCACUCACACCCUCCGAGCAAGGCUCCCCCGAUUCUGUUGCCAGAAUGCGCUUCAAGGACCGAAAAGACCGAGAGAAGGAGAGAAGUCGACUUUCAACAGUGGUUUUCCCUAAGCAGCAGCCCUCUCAACCUGAGUCUACAGACUUGCUGCACAGAGACAUGGAUGCGGUUGCCAAGUUGAACGAGGAACAAGAUUAUCUGUUCACGCUAUUCUUGAACCGAGCCUACGCUCCCCCACGAGGAACAAACCUCAAUACUCUAUUGGCGUCCGCACACAAGACAUUGAGUACCAACAACCAUUUGCUUGAAUACCAAGAGUCCAUGGAUUGUCGUACUUUACGGCGCAUUUACGCACUUCAAAACGCCAACCGGUGGCCCUUGCGGCAAAUGAAGCGUUCCGUCGAACCUCCCCGCCAAGGAUCACAUUGGGAUGUAGUGCUGGAUCACAUGAAGUGGAUGCGAACUGACUUCCGAGAGGAGCGCAAAUGGAAGCUUGCUGCCGCAAAGAGCUGUGCCGAUUGGUGUGCCGAAUAUGUCAACAGCGACGAGGAACACCGGGCUCUACUACGUGUUCAAACGAAGAUUCCUUCGCCAACCUUGGCCGAGAAGGAUGCAGCAAAGGCCGGUCCCAGUCCGCCUUCUGAGGAUACUGGCGAUGAAGCAUUUGGUGGCUCUCAUCCCACUCCGGACCUUAUUCCAUCUGCCGAGGAGGAGUCGGUCAGUGACGGAUUCAACGAUGAGCCCAGACACGACCUUCAAGACACUGUGACUCCUGCCGCUAUCUUCUCCCUAGGCUCGGAUGAGUUCAACUUCUCAAUUAACAUGACUCCUGCUGCUGAGAAGCUGCUAGACGAAUUGCCGAUAUAUGGGCCAUUGCAAAUGACCCCUGGGACGAAUGUACCGAACUUCAAAGCACCCCCUGAUUCAGUAUGGAAGACGGAGCUUCUGCCUGUCUCCAAAUUUGCGUCGACCAAGAUCACCUUCCAUGAUGACGAACGUCCUCGCAAGCGGAGCAGAUAUGACUUCUCCCAGUAUAACAAUGAUUCCGAGCAUCGCAUUACCGAUCUUCCCCCCGAGCAGACUAAUGUCGCCCUUUUCCGCCCCGAGAACAAACCCAUCCGGGAUCGCAUUCACCCCGGGCAUUCAUUCCGGCCUCCAACCGAACACCCAAUGCCAUCUGUUGGGUUCUUUGAAUCACGUCAGUCAUCACAGUGGACUUAUGCUGAGGAUGAUGAACUGCGACGCUUGGUCAAGGAGUAUUCCUACAACUGGUCUCUAAUUUCCAGCUGCCUAACUCCAUCGUCUAUUUUUACUUCUGGCGCUGAGAGACGGACUCCUGGGAAUGUUUCGAGCGAUGGGUGGGACUGGAAGACACAAUACUUCCGGGCCUACCACCAGAGGCUUGAAACCGCUCAACGUACCGUGCUUGCUCAGCAGGCGGCUGCUCAACAACAGCAGCAACAACAGCAGCAACAACAGCAACAGGGCAACAGCGGUCCGCCUCAGCCACCUAUCCGCCGGAGGUCCACACAGCCUAUUCGUGUUGACAGGAGACGGUCAUCGAAACAUCUUGCUUUGCUUGAUGCCAUGCGUAAGCUGGCUAAGAAGAGGGAGACUAUGCUUCAAAAGCAGCAGCAUGCUUCUCAUCUCGCUUCAUUACGCAAGGCCAAUGAGGCUAAUCAACCCAAGCCCCCGAUCUCAUCGCCAGCUGAAUUCAGUCGGCUGAAGUACGACAGAGAGAUGAAGUUGCAGGAAAGGCAAGAGCAAUACCGGCAGCAAAUGAUUGCGCAACAGAGAGCUAGUCUUGCAGCUCAGCGUUCCGGUCAAGCGCCUAACCAGCCAGCGGCAAAUGCCCCAGGGCGCAGCAACACGAACAUGCCUUCCGCCUCCAACCCCAGCCUGCCAGGUGGUACUCCGAAUGGAGUGCCUAAUGGCAUGCAGCCUAGUGCCGGUGUCAAUCAAGGCCGCCCUCUGCCAAUGCAAAACAUGCCGGCGGGCGCACAGUCAAACGGCCAGAUGCCCAACGGUAUGGCUAUGAAGAUGAUGCCCAAUCAAAUGCAAGGAACAGGCGCGAGACCUGGUAUGGCGAUGCAAACAUCCCCCGAUAACACUCGCGUCAUUCGAGAAGCGAAUCGAUUGCAGGAGCAGCAGCGCCUUCUCCAAUCUCGGCAACAACCGCAAGGUCAGCAGCAAUUCCACAACCAGCAAUUUUCAUCCCAGGGAUCGCCGAAUCUGAACAUGUCAAAUGGCACCCCCAACAAUCCAGCCAUGAUGGCCGCCAUGCAGGCCCAAGGAGGAAUGCAGAGCCCAUCGUUCCACGGUGGCACGCCUCAAGGCGUAUCAACCCCGUCGCCUCGUAUGGGUCAGCCGAAUCCUCUUUCGAGCGGCAUGGUGCCACAAAUCAGUACGAUCCAAAGCCAGAUCCAGCGCAGCAACCCGAAUAUGCCCCCUGAGCAGAUAACUAAGUUGGCUACUGAUCGACUCAAUCAGUACCAACAGUCGCAACAGCAGCGCUUGUCCCAACAGGCCGCGAUCAAUGCUGCUGCGGGUAGCAUCAAUGCGAAUGCCAUGAACGCGAAUUCUGUGCAGGCUAAUUUCCAAGUUCCCCACGAUGGCAAUUUCCAGACUCCUUCGGCGCCCAACAUGGCGAACGGUAAUUCCGGGAUGCAGGUCCCCCAAAAUCAGGGAUUUUCCCCGAUGAUGCGGGUUCCUCAGCCUGGCCAACAGAACCGCGCUGGCCCAACUAGCUCGCCCGCCAUGAACGGAGCUGUCACCCAGCCUAGCCGCAGCGCCACCCCUCAAACCCAACGCAGUGGCAGUGCCCAAGCCGGCGUUCAAGGCUCCAGCAAGAGCCCGCACGCCCCAGCAGCCCAGACAGCAACCAGCUGAAGGACCAGCUAAAGCAGUCUUCGUGGCACACUGACGCAUCUGUCACAACCUCCUCCCUCCCAUUCUACCUUCAACUGUACAUACUUACACCACACCUUACUUUGAUUUAUUACCCCCUCUUUGUCCUCCAUCCUUUCUUUCUCCUACCUCCGUUGAUUCGGAUUAUCGCACUACACCUCGCGCUACCCUUUAUCUACCCUAUCCCUCCCCCUUUGACUCCCGUUUGCGUGCUCUUAUUUCUUUACCGUUCGAAAACCUCGAUGUUCCCUCAAUAUAGCGGACUCGAUAUGCACUGGCUCCUUUUUACUUACCAGUGCUUCUCUUUUUUUUCUGGGUCUGGGCUUGUAUUAUUGAUAGGAUUAGGCGAAACCUCUGGGGCGGACGGAUUCUAGGAAUUGAAAUGAAUUGUAUGAUUAGUUUUGAACUUGCCUUUCUCCCUGUAAGGUUUUGUAUUUGUCUCUACGGGUAUGAAGUACGAGU